Messenger RNA from Pristis pectinata (smalltooth sawfish), 1865 nucleotides. RefSeq names its product peptidyl-prolyl cis-trans isomerase C-like. Gene Ontology annotation, cellular component: intracellular membrane-bounded organelle. Gene Ontology annotation, molecular function: peptidyl-prolyl cis-trans isomerase activity. The record is from RefSeq and is a predicted model, not a curated record. Gene Ontology annotation, biological process: protein folding; protein peptidyl-prolyl isomerization. NCBI's taxonomy places the organism in Eukaryota, Metazoa, Chordata, Chondrichthyes, Rhinopristiformes, Pristidae. The transcript is spliced from 5 exons. The coding region runs from base 51 to 674 and encodes 207 amino acids.
GUUGGUCAGUGACGAUGUGAGAGCCGGGCAAAAAGUUUAUUGUCCACAGGAUGAAAUCGCAGUUGGUUUUGCUUUUCUUCGCCCUGUUUCUUCUGGAUAGAAGCAGCGGCUUAACAGCGAAGAAGCGAGGUCCGAAGGUAACAGCCAAGGUAUUCUUCGAUAUUCAGGUUGGUGGUAAGGACGUGGGAAGGAUUGUCAUUGGUUUAUUUGGUAAAGUUGUUCCAAAGACUGUGGAAAACUUUAUCACUCUAGCAACAGGACAGAAAGGGUAUGGUUAUAAAGGCAGCAUAUUUCACCGUGUCAUCAAGGAUUUCCUAAUACAGGGUGGAGAUUUUACUUCAGGAGAUGGGAAUGGAGGAAUGAGCAUUUAUGGAAAGGUGUUUCCAGACGAGAACUUCAAGUUGAAACACUAUGGAAUUGGAUGGGUCAGCAUGGCUAAUUCAGGACCCGAUACGAAUGGCUCCCAAUUUUUUAUUUCAUUAACAAAACCAAAGUGGCUAGAUGGAAAGCAUGUGGUGUUUGGCAAAGUUAUUGCUGGAAUGCUUGUGGUGCAUACAAUAGAACUCCAGGACACAAACAGCAACAAUCGACCUCUCCAAGAUUGUGUGAUAGUAAAUAGUGGAAAGAUAGAUGUCAAAGAACCUUUUGUGGUUGAAGUGAAUGAUGACGAGUAACAAGAAAGCACAUGGUAUCUCUUAGAAAUAACACAUGAUGAGCAAAAAUGACACUUCUGCUUCCAUUGAUCAAAUUUAUUAUUGUGAUACAUCAAAACAUUCAUUCCCUCUUUAUAUCUGAUUUUUUUUUAGCUAAAGGUGGUAUGGUACAGUUAGGUUAUUGCUCAAAAACUUAAUGGUGCAUGAUUAUAUUUUGAUAAGUAACCUACCUGAAUGUGGAGCUGGGAGAGUCUUAAAUGCUUCUUCAACUGCACUUAAAGGAAUCGGUUGUUUCUACUGUCUUCGUUGACACACCAAAUUAACAUUGUUCUCUGGGCUUGAUCCACUCAACCAAGGGCUGAUGUGGCACCAGUUAAUGCCUAGUCAUCAAUGUCCUGUUUGCUGGUGGGAUGUCCUCAUCAGCUGGCUCCAACAGGAGCAGAGUCUUGAGUGCCACCAUUCAGAUACAUUCAGGGAAGGGUAAAAUGGGUUUCUCAAAUUUCUGGACCAUGUUCGUAGUAAAUCGAUAAAGGAGGAACAAACAAUUUGGUGGAGGAACUCAGUGGGUCGAGCAGCAUCUGGGGGUGGGGGAAGGAAUUGUCGCUGUUUUGGGUCGAAACUCUGCAUCAGGACUGAGUCGACAAUUCCUUUCCCCCCAUAGAUGCUGCUCGACCUGCUGAGUUCCUCCAGCACACUUUUUUUGUUGCUCCAGAUUCCAGCAUCUGCAGUCUCUUGCCUCAAAUAAAGGGGGAAUUAUUCUCUGCUUUUUAAACCUCUGUACAAUGUUCUUUGCGUCAUUGUGGUUAACCUUUUUGAAGCUUCACAAAAAUGUCUGCUUCUUUCAAAUAUUGUUUAUUUAUAAACAGAUCUAUCGUUAUUGGAAAAUGUUCUCAGCUAAAUGUUGAAAUUGAAGUAAUUGCAGAAGUGUUUUAACAGUUGGAUUUAAGAUUAACAGUAGAAUGCAAACAUACCAAAAAAUCAUAUUGAACAUUCAUCAUCAAUAAAGUUAUGAUCUAUUACAUGCAUAUAAUAAUGUAAUGUUCGACAAGUAUAGUUAUGUAUUCUGUCUUUAGCUUGCUGUGAAUUUAUCUGGUGAAAUUAGAUUUAAUUUUUUUAUAUGGUCCAUGUUUACUGUGGUUAUUCCUGACAACCAUGGUGUUCUUGAGGUAAGCAUUUGUAAUUCCAACCAUUUAAGAUUGCAGAGAAAACAAA